GAAGCGUGAACGUAGCAAACCAAGAAUAUCCCCAAGUGCACAGAAUCAUUACCGCAAACCAACAACGAAUACAAACAGUAUUACUAUAUCUAUUCGCAACACGCUCUCGCGGGGGCGAUUAUCUCUUCCCAAACUCCCCUCGCGCGCCCUCUCUCUCUACCCCCGCCGCCGCCGCCGUCGCGGAGAGAGAAACUCUCUCCCGCCCCACCGCAACCAUGCCCGUCGUCAACCCCUUGUUCUUGCAAUGCCCCCUCGCGGCCUCCCCUUCCUCCUUGUUUUCUCACUCUUCGUAUUCUCCUCGAGUUUCAGUGAAAUUCAGCAUUUCCUGUUGCGCUGUGGCGUCUCCGGCCGCCGUGUCGAGCGGAAUCGCAGACAAUAGAGUUCUCGAAAGGAGAGAAAUUCGUCUCGGAUUGCCUAGCAAAGGUCGAAUGGCAACGGAUACUCUCGAUCUGCUCAAGGAUUGUCAAUUAUCCGUCAGGCAAGUGAAUCCUCGACAGUAUGUGGCUGAAAUUCCUCAGCUCUCAAACUUUGAAGUUUGGUUUCAACGGCCAAAAGACAUUGUACGAAAAUUGGUAUCAGGGGAUCUAGACCUUGGUAUUGUGGGUCUUGAUAUUGUUAGUGAGUAUGGACAGGGGAAUGAAGAUCUAAUUCUUGUUCAUGAUGCACUUGACUUCGGAGACUGCCAUUUAUCCUUGGCAAUACCCAAAUAUGGGAUUUUUGAGAACAUAAAUUCGCUGCGGGAGCUAGCACAGAUGCCUCAAUGGACACCCGAGAAACCUCUGAGAGUUGCAACUGGUUUCACCUAUCUGGCCCCUAAGUUUUUGAAGGAAAAUGGACUGAAGCAUGUCACUUUCUCGACCGCGGAUGGAGCGUUAGAGGCAGCUCCUGCGAUGGGCAUAGCUGAUGCUAUCGUGGACCUUGUGAGUAGCGGAACCACAUUGCGAGAGAAUAAUUUAAAAGAAAUCGAAGGUGGAGUUAUAUUGGAAAGUCAGGCUGUUCUUGUUGCUAGCAGGAAGUCCUUGACCCAAAUGAAAGGUGUAUUAGAUAUCACUCAUGAAAUCCUUGAAAGAUUGGAGGCACAUUUGAGGGCAGCUGGCCAGCUCACGGUUACUGCAAACAUGAGGGGAACCAGUGCAGAGGAGGUGGCGGAACGAGUACUGAGCCAAACAUCAUUGUCAGGCUUGCAGGGACCCACCGUAAGUCCAGUUUUUUGCAAACGUGAUGGGAGAGUAGCAGCAGAUUACUAUGCAAUUGUCAUAUGUGUACCUAAAAAGAUGCUUUAUAAGUCUGUUCAACAACUGAGAGCGAUUGGAGGCAGUGGAGUUCUUGUUUCUCCUCUGACGUACAUUUUUGACGAAGAACCCCCUCGAUGGCGCGAACUCCUUUCAAAACUUGGCAUGUAGUAGUCUUUUGGGAAAGCCUUGGGGUGGUUUUUGCGUUCUAUAGCAUUAGCAUGUCGGAGAACUACUGGAACUUGUGUUAGAAGAGAAAUCAGCUCAAGAAGUUGUACACUUCUAUGUAUUUCGGCAUAGUGUAUUUUUAUGUUUUAAAUUGGCCUCCAUAAUAUUUGCUUCCAAUUUUCCUAGUUUGAGCAUUGUUCCCUCUCCCUCACGGGCCUUUUCCUGUUGUAAUCAUUACAGUUUGAAUCUUAUCAAUUUAUUCUGAUACAAGUUGUCA
Rhododendron vialii is the source of this 1677-nucleotide messenger RNA. Its product is annotated as ATP phosphoribosyltransferase 2, chloroplastic. Gene Ontology annotation, cellular component: cytoplasm. Gene Ontology annotation, molecular function: ATP phosphoribosyltransferase activity; magnesium ion binding. The record is from RefSeq and is a predicted model, not a curated record. Gene Ontology annotation, biological process: L-histidine biosynthetic process. Bases 216 to 1403 code for a protein of 395 amino acids. NCBI's taxonomy places the organism in Eukaryota, Viridiplantae, Streptophyta, Magnoliopsida, Ericales, Ericaceae. The transcript is spliced from 11 exons.